CAUCAACCCCUCUCUCUCUCUCUCUCUCUCUCUCUCUCUCUCUCUCGCUUAUGGAGUAUAAUGCAAGCUUUGCUCUCAACGGGAAGAUUAUGCUAUGCUCGGUGACCAUUCUCUUCUUUUUGGUACUUAUCAUAGUGUGCUUCCAUAGCUUGCGGUGCUGCCUCCACUGCCACCACCGCCGUAAUAGCCAUCGCCGCCGUCAUGCUCGCCACCUAUUCCAUCACCCCAUUACCCCCAACGCCACCACCACUACUACUGAUCAAGGCCUCGACCCCUUCGUCCUCAAAGCCCUAUCUACCUUCACUUACUCCUCCAAAACCCACGACUCUCCGCCAGAAUGCGCCGUGUGCUUAUCCGAGUUCGAAGACGGCGAGCAAGGCAGAGCCUUGCACAAAUGUGGACAUACUUUUCACGUCGACUGCAUUGAUACGUGGUUCCAGUCUCACUCUAAGUGCCCACUCUGUAGAGCUCCUGUUCAGGCCGAUAUUUCGGCCGAAACGGAGAAUCAGCCGGCCGGUUCAUGGACAGACCCGAGCCAGAGGAAAGCGCCUGAAAUGGGUUGCUCGAGUUUUCAGCAGCCGGUGAGUUUGGGGUUCUCGGAUGGCCAUAGAAAACCAAUAUUGGAGCUGGUGGGCGUAGUUGUGGAGGCGCCUAGGUUGAGAGGGUUGGAUGAGUUUGGUUUGGCUUCACCCGGGGGACACGGGUUCAAGUCUUCGGGUAAUCGGGUCCUGUCUAUGAAGAGGAUUUGGAGCAUAUAAGGGAAUAUUCACUGCUGCUCAUGAAUCGGAGGCCGGUCGAUCGAACCCGAGACGACGAGCAAUGGGAGUUUGUUUCGUGUUAGCAGAAGCACAGUCUUGGAACACGUGGCUGUAGGUUUUGCAUGCGUGGCUGAUGUAAAACUGUUUUCUUGGCUGUUGGCUGGAGACUUGGAGCUUACCUCACUCUUGUCGGGAUGUAGAUAACUACUUAUUUAACACGGAAAGAGCGAUGUCAAAAUUAUUAUAUUUUUAUUCCACAAAUAUUUUAAAUAAAAAAUGCUAUAAAUUAUAUUUCAA
This is a messenger RNA of Alnus glutinosa, 1055 nucleotides long. RefSeq names its product RING-H2 finger protein ATL64-like. The transcript has a single exon. The coding region runs from base 51 to 758 and encodes 235 amino acids. Gene Ontology annotation, biological process: protein ubiquitination. The record is from RefSeq and is a predicted model, not a curated record. NCBI's taxonomy places the organism in Eukaryota, Viridiplantae, Streptophyta, Magnoliopsida, Fagales, Betulaceae.